This is a messenger RNA of Camelus dromedarius (Arabian camel), 3188 nucleotides long. It is a transcript of the gene NTNG2, whose product is annotated as netrin G2. The transcript has 10 exons. Gene Ontology annotation, biological process: tissue development; animal organ morphogenesis; substrate adhesion-dependent cell spreading. Gene Ontology annotation, cellular component: basement membrane. NCBI's taxonomy places the organism in Eukaryota, Metazoa, Chordata, Mammalia, Artiodactyla, Camelidae. The coding region runs from base 1352 to 3187 and encodes 611 amino acids. The record is from RefSeq and is a predicted model, not a curated record.
GAAAGCUGCAACCCCGCGGCGCCUGACCCGAGCUGGCUGGGGAUGAGCUCUGCGCUCAGGGACCCGCUGGCCCCAGGGCCGGAAGGAGAUGUGUAGGCUGCGACCCCCCCAGAGCAGGCUCGCUCCCGCGGCAGCCUGCUGGAGCCACCCUGGCCGCGGACCCGCCGGGACGCCCCUGCUCGCGGCGCCCCUCCCCGGGCCGUGGCGCGUCCCCCGAGUCUCGCAGUAUUUUCUUCCUGCACCUUUAAGAAGACCGUUGCUCCGUGGUGGGAUGGUGUGUUAAAGCCACACAGAGGAAGUUACGCAGCCCGGAUCAGACCGAGAGAUAAAAGCCCCGAUGGUGAUCGUGAGUGAUGGCAAGAGGAUUUAGCCUCGGCAUUAACUUGGAGCGGAGUGCAGGGGGGCAGUGAAACGCCCCGCCAUCUGGCCCGCGCCGCGCCGGGGGGAUGCCCCGGCGCCCCGACGAGAGGCUGCGAAGCCCACCCGGGCCGGGGGCUGCCUGGUGCCCGAGCGCGGGUCCUCUCCGAGCCGCCCAGGGGGCCCCAAAAGUUUGCACUUGUUAGCGGCGACCUCCCGCUCGGCCGGGGCGGGCGAUGCGGGCGGCGCGGGCGGCCCCCUCCCCCGGCCCGCGUCUCCGGGACGGCUGCGGGUGGCCCCCCCGGCGGCCGGAGGGCUCCCCAGCCCCGAUCUGACGGCCACGGCGGCGGCGGCCUCAGCGGCAGCGGGAGCGGCGCGGAAAAGGAGCACCGGCUCGCAGCCCUCCGGCCCUCGCCCCCACCCAGCGCCAGCCAGACGGGGGAGGCAGAGCGCCAGAGGGUGGCGGUCCUCGGCCUCCCGGGUCUCCGCUCCGGGAAGCUGCUCCGAGCUGGGGCCGGAGGGUUGUUUUGCAGUUGCGUUGGCACAUCACACAUUAAGGGCGCUUUAAAGACCUGGAUUGAUUGGAAGGACCAAAAUUAAAAGCAAUCUGAUCCGGCCUCAUGCCAGAUCCCUGCGGAUUUUCUCCCUAUCCCAUUUCCAUCCACUGUCACAAUUUGAGAGUCUGCCUGAUUUGAUCAGAUUCACCUCUGGGAGAGGUGUGAUGCCAAGGUUAGGAGGACGCAAAGUUGUGGGCAACUUUGUGAUCUGCCCAUCAGCAGUCUGAGAAACGCUGGCUCUGAGUUUUCCAUAUCGGCCUUUUGGAAAAAACAAGGUCCUCGCUCUUUGCAACCUGGCAGCGCUCGAGGCCCUGGGACAUCCGGCCUCCGUCGCCUGGUAGAUGUGGCAUUUCCAUGCUGAGGCUGCGAGUCCCGCCUGACCGAGUCACUGCCUCUCCAGGCCCUCUUCGGGCUGUGCCCCUGUGGACUGCGCCGCCAUGCUGCACCUGCUGGCUCUUUUCCUGCACUGCCUCCCACUGGCCUCUGGGGACUACGACAUCUGCAAGUCCUGGGUGACCACGGAUGAAGGCCCCACCUGGGAGUUCUAUGCCUGCCAGCCCAAGGUGAUGCGCCUGAAGGACUACGUCAAGGUGAAGGUGGAGCCCUCCGGCAUCACAUGCGGGGACCCCCCUGAGAGAUUCUGCUCCCACGAGAACCCCUACCUGUGCAGCAACGAGUGUGACGCCUCCAACCCGGACCUGGCCCACCCACCCCGGCUCAUGUUUGACAAGGAGGAUGAGGGACUGGCCACCUACUGGCAGAGCGUCACGUGGAGCCGCUACCCCAGCCCGCUGGAAGCCAACAUCACCCUGUCGUGGAACAAGAGCGUGGAGCUAACGGAUGACGUGGUGGUGACCUUCGAGUACGGCCGGCCGACCGUCAUGGUCCUGGAGAAGUCGCUGGACAACGGGCGCACGUGGCAGCCCUACCAGUUCUUCGCGGAGGACUGCAUGGAGGCCUUCGGCAUGCCCGCGCGCCGGGCCCGCGACCUGUCGGCGUCCGGCGCGCACCGGGUGCUGUGCACCGAGGAGUACUCCCGCUGGGCCGGCUCCAAGAAGGAGAAGCACGUGCGCUUCGAGGUGCGGGACCGCUUUGCCAUCUUCGCGGGCCCCGACCUGCGCAACAUGGACAACCUGUACACGCGGCUGGAGAGCGCCAAGGGCCUCAAGGAGUUCUUCACCCUCACCGACCUGCGCAUGCGGCUGCUGCGCCCGGCGCUGGGGGGCACCUACGUGCAGCGCGAGAACCUCUACAAGUACUUCUACGCCAUCUCCAACAUCGAGGUCAUGGGCAGGUGCAAGUGCAACCUCCACGCCAACCUGUGCUCCGUGCACGAGGGCAGCCUGCAGUGCGAGUGCGAACACAACACCACGGGCCCCGACUGCGGCAAGUGCAAGAGGAGCUUCCGCACACGCUCCUGGCGGGCCGGCUCCUACCUGCCGCUGCCCCACGGCUCUCCCAACGCGUGUGCCGCUGCGGGCUCCGCCGUUGGCAGCAACAGCAGGUCCCGGAAAGACCCCGUCCCCCAAGCCCCUGUGGCCCCUGUGGCCACAAGAGGGGACCCCACCACUCCUGCCCCCUCCACGUCCACUGCUGGGGCCCCCCUGGCCCCCAGCACCCCACAGCCCACAGCCGUGGGCACCUCUGCUGCUGCCCCUGCCCUUGCCAAGGUCUCCAAACUCUUCCAGCUCAGGCCUAAAUCUCCUCAAGUGAUGCCUAUUGAAGAAUUCCAAGACUGCGAGUGCUACGGCCACUCCAACCGCUGCAGCUACAUCGACUUCCUCAACGUGGUGACCUGUGUCAGCUGCAAGCACAACACGCGGGGCCAGCACUGCCAGCACUGCCGUCUGGGCUACUACCGCAACGGCUCCGCCGAGCUGGACGAUGAGAACGUGUGCAUCGAGUGUAACUGCAACCAGAUCGGCUCCUUGCAUGACCGGUGCAACGAGACAGGCUUCUGCGAGUGCCGCGAGGGCGCGGCGGGGCCCAAGUGUGACGACUGCCUCCCCACGCACUACUGGCGCCAGGGCUGCUACCCCAACGUGUGCGACGACGACCAGCUGCUCUGCCAGAACGGCGGCACCUGCGUGCAGAACCAGCGCUGCGCCUGCCCGCGCGGCUACACCGGCGCGCGCUGCGAGCAGCCCCGCUGCGACCCCGCGGACGACGACGGCGGCCUGGACUGCGACCGCUCGCCGGGGGCCGCGCCGCGCCCCGCCACCCUGCUCGGCUGCCUGCUGUUGCUGGGGCUGGCCGCCCGCCUGGACUGCUGAG